CACAGAGACUCUCUCUCUCUCUCUCUAACCCCAUUUCUCUCUCCUCCUCUUUCUGUGGGGGGAUCCAGUUCAAUCUCCCUCGCUCCUCCUCCUCCCCCUCAUCAUCCUCCUCUCUUGCCAGGAGAUGAGUCUCGAUCUCCUCGUUUGCCUUUCCUUUUCGUGAGUGAUUGGAUCCGAUCGCCGAAGCGCGUGCCGCGAGCCCGGACGACCAAAACGAACGAUGAACGACAAGGCAUUGGUCACCAAGGACCUCCACGCCAGGCACACCAAGAUACUCGAGAGUCUUCUCAAACUUCCAGAAAAUAGGGAGUGCGCAGAUUGCCAGAGCAAGGCUCCCCGAUGGGCAAGUGUGAAUCUAGGAAUUUUUAUAUGCAUGCAAUGUUCCGGGAUCCAUCGGAGUCUUGGAGUACAUAUCUCAAAGGUCAGAUCAACUACUUUGGAUACAUGGCUACCAGAACAGGUUGCUUUUAUGCAGUGUAUGGGAAACAAGAGGUCCAACAAAUACUGGGAAGCAGAACUUCCACCAGAUUAUGACAGAAGUGAAAUUCAGAAAUUCAUUCAAACCAAGUACGAGGAGAAAAGAUGGGUUGCAAAAGAUGCACCUCAGCCAGGUUUUGAAGACAUCAAUUUGUGCCACGUCCCCAAUGAGCCUGUUGAAGGUGAAUCAAAAGCUUGCAUGCCAAAGAAGAUGAGAAACUUUUCUCUGGAAGAAGAAAUUCUCACCUCGCACGCGGCACCAGCAGCUCCACCUCCAACAAGGCAGCGAGGGUUUUCAUUAGAUAUGGAGGACAAUGGAGCGGCCAAGUUACCCCCAUUGAGCGAGUCUGAUACAUCCAUAAAACCGAUUGACGGAAAAGUGGAUCUCUUCAGCCUGCUCUACUCUCGUCAGUCACAACAAGACCGUAGUUCCAAAACUCCUCCAAGCUGGGCAAAAUUUGAAUGAGCUUAAUCUUCAAAAGGGUAGUGCUGGUUGUCCACAUGGAAGUCAAAGGAUUAUCAGUCGGACAAGGGACACAUCUUCUGCGGAUGUCCAGCAUGUUUAAAUACAAAAUCGUCACGCUGGACAUGGCUAACACGGUGGAUCCUUCAAUAUAUACCUUUUAGUAUAGCUCCCUGUCGACGACGGGUACUUAGGAGAAAAAGAUGAUGUCUGGCUUACUGACGACUCGGGAUAACUUACAUUCGGCUCCACGUAACGUGGGUUUCGAUUACUCGACCAAAAAAAAACGUGGGUUUCGAUUGUGGUAUCUUCCCUCGAAAAAAAAUGAAUCCAUUCUUAUCCCUUUU
This is a messenger RNA of Syzygium oleosum, 1287 nucleotides long. RefSeq names its product probable ADP-ribosylation factor GTPase-activating protein AGD15. Bases 221 to 943 code for a protein of 240 amino acids. NCBI's taxonomy places the organism in Eukaryota, Viridiplantae, Streptophyta, Magnoliopsida, Myrtales, Myrtaceae. The transcript has 9 exons. Gene Ontology annotation, molecular function: GTPase activator activity. The record is from RefSeq and is a predicted model, not a curated record.